Cuscuta campestris is the source of this 1516-nucleotide messenger RNA. The record is from the annotation of a GenBank genome assembly. NCBI's taxonomy places the organism in Eukaryota, Viridiplantae, Streptophyta, Magnoliopsida, Solanales, Convolvulaceae.
GCGAGUGAAAGCACUCCUGCCAUCCCAUUGAUGAUGUCGAGCAUGGGGACGACCUUUGCUCCGAUCACCACUGUAGGAUCGAUUAGCAUGAUCCCAAUCAUGUCAACCCCUACUCCUACGCCGACGACAACAAUGUUCCCAGGCUCGAUAACAACGCCUGGUGGAGCAUUCACACCAUACUCGUCAGCUUGGGCUCAGUUUGCUGCUGACCCGACAAAUGCUCAGGCUCUACAGGGCUAUCAACAGGUGAUGGCCAUGAUGCAACAGGCAGGUGGCUUCAUGCCAUUUGCCUAUCCUGGGGACAAAGAGGAUGGGCCCCGCAAGUCUGCCAAGCUACGUCUUGGUCCUGAGAUGGGCCGGACUAGCGCAAUGGAAAGACUUGGAGGGAAUUGUCCCGCCCAAUCUCGUCAUUCUAGGGAAUCUGAGACGAUUCACCUAGGUGAGGAGGAAGCUGAAAGCCAGCCCAGGGCAUCGGCAUAUACCAGGCUCUCAUAUGAUGAGGAUGACCUGGACAAGAUAGGAAGCGUAGCAAGAAAGCUACGUGCCCUGGAAGAAAAGGUGGACGAGAAGGCGGGAGCAAAGAAGCACACCCUGGCCAAAUCACCCUUUUCGGCCAGGGUACAUGCACAAAAAUUGAGGCGGAAGGUCAAGCUGGAUAUGGAGAAAUUCACUGGAAAGGAGGAUCCAAAUGUCCACCUUGACACCUUCCACAAUGCAGCACAGAUGGCCGGGUGCACUGAUGCUGAGGAGUGCUUGCUCUUCUUCUCAUCCUUGAGAGGGAGGCCUGUGGAAUGGUUUAACGGCCUUCCCCAUGGCAGGAUUGGGUCCUUUGAGAAACUUGCCGAAGUUUUCCGCAAGAAGCCUGGAAUCAACCAGGUCAGGGCUAUUAUUUCCAUGGCACACUUAUGCAUGAAGUUUUACACUCCCAAUGGAAUCGGGGAGGAAAGGGGUGAUCAAAAGAACGCCCGGUCCUGCUACCUGGAAGCAGUCAAGAAGAUGACCCGCCAGUUCGAACAAAUUGAAUUGGUCUCCCAACAGGUAGACAAGGGUGAGGAGAAGGCUAGGAUUGAGCCGGAUGCAAACACGGAGGAGAUCCAGAUUGAUGCCUCCAAUCCUGAGAGGAAAGUCAAAAUUGGGACUGAUCUUCAGGAAGAGCUAAGGACUGAGAUUGUCCAGGUGCUGACCAGGCCAUUAGAAGUUGGUCAAGAAGAAUUCAACCUAGACGAAGUGUCACAUUCUAACCUGGAAGUUGACUGGGUCAGAAGACAAGCGGGGAAGAAACCGACCUAGACGUUUUCAAGUCAAGAAACCAGGACAUGAGAUGACCUGGAAGUUUUCAAGCCUUUGCGUCUAAAGUGGUCUUCAAAACUUCCAACCUAGCCUACUACACCAGGACAUGAGAUGACCUGGAAGUUUGUUGCAGUUCAACCUAGACAUAAGCCGGUCCAGAAGACUAGUCAGGCAUGAGGUGCUCUGGACGUUUCAUGGGGUGUAGAAAUAAAGGUUUAGACCUGGA